AUGGACAUCAAGACAUACAUCUCAGAUUCCCUCCUUCAACUCACCGGAGUUUCAGACCCUACAGUCGUUGAUUUCGUCCUUGCAACUGCUUCAAAGGCUAAAUCACAAGAGUCUCUGCGCGAACAACUUGGGGUGUUUUUGGAUGGUGGAAAUGCAGACAUACAACCCUUCUGUACGCAAUUAUGGAGUCGUGUGAAUCCCUCGGGGAGAGACGGCAAAUCUUCAAAGGACAAGCCCACCCAGCAACAACCGAAGAAAAAGUAUCGCUUGGUUGAAAUGGAGGAUGAAAUAGCGGAUAACGAUCUUAAUCCUAGCAAGGCGCAAUCAAGGGAGUCAGGGUCGUCCAGGUCUCGAUCUACAACAAAGAAUAGGAAUGAUGGCAGUAGUGAACAUAAGAAGAGGGAUAGUCAUGCGGACGGACGAGAACACAAUCGACCACGGAAACUUCGCCGAAUAGAUAAGCACGAUUUUGAGAGCCGAUGGGGCGAUGAAGAACCCCCUUCAGGCGAGGAUGAGCAGUACGAGUCUCCCGCAGAGAAUUUGCCGGAUAAAGUCAAUGUUUCCCAUGAUGUUGAGGCUUUCGACCACUCUGAGGAAGACCCUGAAAAGGCCAGGGAGCGUGAUAGGAGGGAGCGGGAUGAGUUUGCUAAACGGCUUAUCUCAAAGGAUGAUAAACGGUCCAGAAAAGUGGUUGAAGAUAGGUCAUCUAAGAAAGAUGGUGGAACAGCUUCGCGAAGGGCACUUGCAGAGGACUCGGCUGCUAGGGCCGCUGCAAUGCCAGAUCUUCGACUACGUUCUCGACAGGACUAUCUGAAGAAGCGAGAGGCUGAACGCCUAGCUUUGUUGCGCAAACAAGUUGCGGAGGAGACAGCAGAACUUCGAGAAAAUCCUGACUUGACACGACAGGAGAAAGAAGAGUUUGCAAAGAACAGGGAGGUUUUAAAGCUAGCCGAGGAGCGACUGCAAAUUGAUGACCAUCGAGAUGGCUAUUUCCUCCCUGAGGACUACAUAACGGAGAAAGGGAAGAUAGACCGGAAGAGAAAAGAAGAAGCACUAUAUAAGCGAUAUGUUGACCGUGACGACCAUGGAAAGGAACGUUUUGUCACAGAGCAUGAAGAAUGGGAACUUGAGCAAACGGCAAAAGCUAAAGCUCAGAUCCAAAAAGCAGAGUUCGUUGAUGAAGGAGAUUAUGAGUACGUUUUCGAUGAUGCGCAGAAAGUGAACUUUAUCAUGGAUUCAAAGAUGGCUGGUGACCGGAAACCUAUGACAAAGGAACAAAUGCUUUUACACAAGCAGAUUGAUGCCGCUGAACAGAAAGCAAAGUCAAUAGAAGAAACUCGAAAAAGCUUGCCGAUUUACCAAUUUCGAGAACAGAUCCUAGAUGCGGUAGCUAACCAUCAGGUUUUGAUCAUCGUCGGUGAAACUGGUAGCGGAAAGACGACUCAAAUCCCUCAAUAUUUACAUGAAGCAGGAUAUACAAAAGGUGGCAUGAAGGUCGGCUGUACGCAGCCACGACGAGUUGCUGCCAUGAGCGUUGCCGCACGUGUGGCAGAGGAAGUAGGGGUUAAGCUUGGUGAUGAAGUGGGAUACUCUAUUCGAUUUGAAGAUACUACCUCCGAUAAAACGGUAUUAAAGUAUAUGACUGAUGGUCGUUUACUACGUGAACUGCUUAUGGAGCCAGAUCUUGCUUCAUACUCUGCACUCAUGAUUGAUGAAGCCCAUGAGCGUACCGUCCCGACAGAUAUUGCUUGUGGCUUAUUGAAAGACAUUGCUAAAGCUCGACCGGAUUUAAAGCUUCUUAUCUCCUCCGCUACAAUGGAUGCACAAAAGUUUCAAAAGUAUUUUGAUGAUGCCCCUAUAUUUAAUAUCCCUGGCCGGAGAUACCCUGUUGAUAUCCAUUAUACAUCUCAGCCCGAGGCCAAUUACCUGGCAGCCGCAAUCACAACGGUUUUUCAAAUCCAUAUCUCCCAAGGACCGGGUGAUAUACUAGUGUUUUUGACAGGCCAAGAAGAAAUUGAAUCAGCGGAACAGAAUCUGUUGGAAACGGCCCGGAAGCUUGGAAAUAAAAUCAAGGAGCUAGUUGUUUGCCCUAUUUACGCAAAUUUGCCCUCUGAGCUUCAGACAAAGAUAUUUGAGCCCACUCCUCCGGGAGCUCGAAAAGUUGUUCUUGCUACAAAUAUUGCCGAGACAAGUUUAACAAUCGACGGCAUUGUGUACGUUAUUGAUCCGGGAUUCGUCAAGGAGAGCGUCUUUAAUCCCCGCACUGGAAUGGAAAGCCUUGUUGUCACCCCAUGUUCUAGAGCAUCUGCCGGUCAAAGAGCUGGUCGCGCUGGUCGUGUUGGCCCGGGAAAGUGCUUCCGUUUGUAUACCAAGUGGGCGUAUUAUAACGAACUUGAGCAGAAUACCACACCAGAAAUCCAGCGCACAAAUCUUAGCGGUGUGGUGCUCAUGUUGACUUCAUUGGGAAUAACUGAUCUACUUGAUUUUGAUUUCAUGGAUCCACCUCCGGCCGAAACAUUGAUUCGUGCUCUUGAACAGCUUUAUGCAUUGGGAGCCUUGAACGACCGUGGAGAACUUACGAAAGUUGGCCGUCAGAUGGCAGAGUUUCCAACAGAUCCCAUGCUCUCGAAAUCAAUCCUGGCAGCAGACAAGUACGGCUGUGUUGAGGAGAUCCUAUCCAUCAUCGCCAUGCUGGGAGAGGCAAGUGCACUUUUCUACAGGCCCAAAGAUAAGAAGAUUCAUGCAGACAGCGCUCGGGCUCGAUUCACUGUCAAAGAUGGGGGUGACCACCUAACUCUUCUCAACAUCUGGAAUCAAUGGGUAGAUGCUGAUUUCAGCUACGUCUGGGCGAGGGAGAACUUCCUCCAGCAAAGAAGCUUAACCCGUGCCCGUGAUGUUAGGGACCAACUUGCUAGGUUAUGUGACCGUGUUGAAGUUACCCUUAGCAGCGCAGGAGCAAACAACCUCCCUGUGAUCCAGAAAGCUGUGACAGCAGGCUUCUUCCCUAACGCUGCACGGCUUCAGCGUGGAGGAGACAGUUAUCGAACUGUUAAAAAUGGCCAGACUGUCUACCUCCACCCAUCAAGCACUCUAUUUGGAACAGAUCCAAAAUGGGUUAUCUACUUCGAGCUAGUGUUGACUAGCAAGGAGUUCAUGCGUAGCAAUAUGCCGCUGCAACCAGAAUGGUUAACCGAGGUUGCUCCUCAUUAUCAUAAGAAGAAAGAUCUUGAGACUCUUGGUUUAGGUAAGCCAAAGGGACAGCAUACCACAGAGAAAUCAAAAUCAUAG
This is a messenger RNA of Trichophyton benhamiae CBS 112371, 3288 nucleotides long. RefSeq lists its product as uncharacterized. Gene Ontology annotation, cellular component: catalytic step 2 spliceosome; intracellular anatomical structure. The record is from RefSeq and is a predicted model, not a curated record. The transcript has a single exon. The coding region runs from base 1 to 3288 and encodes 1095 amino acids. Gene Ontology annotation, biological process: mRNA processing. Gene Ontology annotation, molecular function: RNA binding; ATP binding. NCBI's taxonomy places the organism in Eukaryota, Fungi, Ascomycota, Eurotiomycetes, Onygenales, Arthrodermataceae.